AUAGUUAUUUUGUUCCCACAACAAAACUUCUUUGCUUUACCUUUCCUUUCCUCUUGGAAAACUUAUACACCAAAGAAAUUCUAUCUUUCCUUUCUCUUUUUUAUAUUCCUAAAAACAGUUCUCAAUUUUUUCUUGAAAGCCUCAAACACACUCUGAAAAACUGAAAACAUUGUCGGUUCAAUAUCUUGUAGUGUCCACUUGAGCUUGCAAAUAAAUAUUCUUCAUCUUGGUAUUUGUGUAUGCACUUGUUCUGUAUUGUUCUACACUGAAUUAUGCAAGCAACUUGUUUUUUUGUAACACAUGAUUUAGUUUAGAGGGUAAGAAAAAUCAUAGCCAUCAUGAAGUUUAUGAAACUAGGAUCUCGUCCAGAUACUUUCUACACUUCAGAAACUGUAAGAACAAUCUCUUCUGAAGUUUCUAGUGACCUUAUAAUUCAAGUUAAGGGAAGUAGAUAUCUUCUUCACAAGUUUCCCCUGCUAUCCAAAUGUUUAUGCCUGCAAAGAUUAUGCUCAGAAUCACCACCUGAUUCAUCUCAUCACCAAAUAGUUCAACUUCCUGAUUUUCCUGGUGGUGUGGAAGCAUUUGAGGUUUGUGCUAAGUUCUGCUAUGGAAUCACAAUCACUCUAAGUCCUUACAACAUUGUGGCUGCAAGAUGUGCUGCUGAGUAUCUUCAAAUGACUGAGGAAGUUGAAAAAGGAAACUUGAUUCACAAGCUUGAAAUUUUCUUCAACUCUUGCAUUCUCCAUGGUUGGAAGGAUUCCAUAGUGAGUCUUCAGACCACAAAAGCGUUGCAUUUGUGGUCUGAAGACUUAGGAAUCACUAGCCGAUGUAUCGAUGCUAUUGCCUCAAAAGUGUUGAAACACCCUACAAAGGUGAGUUUGUCACAUAGUCAUUCAAGGAGGGUGAGGGAUGAUGUAUCUUGCAAUGAUACAGAAAGUUUGAGGACCAAAACAGGAAGUAAAGGAUGGUGGGGUGAAGAUUUAGCAGAACUUAGCAUAGACCUUUAUUGGAGAACAAUGAUAGCUAUCAAAUCUGGUGGAAAAGUUGCUUCAAAUCUCAUUGGUGAUGCAUUGAAAGUUUAUGCAUCUAGAUGGUUACCAAAUAUUUCUAAGAAUGGUGGAAAUAGAAAGAAGAAUGUUUCUUCUGAGUCUGAUUCAGAUUCUGCUAGUGAAGUAACUUCAAAGCAUAGGCUUCUUUUGGAGUCAAUAGUGAGUUUGCUUCCAAUAGAAAAAGGUGCUGUUUCUUGUAGCUUUUUACUAAAACUCUUGAAAGCUUCCAAUAUUCUCAAUGCUUCUUGUUCAUCUAAGAUGGAAUUAGCAAAAAGGGUAGGCCUUCAAUUGGAAGAAGCAACAGUGACUGAUCUUUUAAUACCUUCACUUUCAUAUACAAAUGACACAGUCUAUGAUGUUGAGUUGGUGAUGACAAUAUUGGAACAGUUCAUGUUACAAGGACAAAGUCCACCAACAAGCCCUCCAAGAUCAUUGAAAACUUUCGAAAGAAGACGGUCUCGUUCCGCAGAGAAUAUUAACUUUGAGUUUCAAGAGAGUAGGAGAUCUUCUUCAGCUUCUCACAGUUCAAAGUUGAAAGUGGCGAAGCUUGUUGAUAGGUACCUUCAAGAAGUUGCAAGAGAUGUGAAUUUUUCACUGUCUAAAUUCAUUGCUCUUGCUGAUAUUAUACCAGAUUUUGCAAGACAUGAUCAUGAUGAUCUCUACAGAGCCAUUGAUAUUUAUCUUAAGGCUCAUCAAGAACUGAACAAGAGUGAAAGGAAAAGACUAUGUCGAAUUCUCGACUGCAAAAAACUGUCAAUGGAAGCAUGCAUGCAUGCAGCACAAAAUGAGCUACUUCCAUUAAGAGUUGUUGUACAAGUUCUGUUCUUUGAGCAAGCUAGAGCAGCGGCAACAGGUGGAAAAGUAACAGAAUUACAAAGCAAUAUCAAAGCAUUGCUUACAACACAUGGUAUUGACCCAUCAAAACAUACAACACAGUUAAGCACUACACCUACAAGUAUACAUGGUGAAGAUAAUUGGAGUAUUUCUGGAUUCAAGUCACCAAAAUCAAAGUCUUCAACACUUAGAAUGAAGCUAGCUGAGGAUGAUGAAUUAGAUGAAAUUGAAAAUGGUUUGUCACAUGAUGGAAUUGGAAUUGGAAUUGGAAGAAACUCUAGAUUUAAGUCCAUUUGUGCUAUUCCUACGCAACCAAAAAAAAUGCUUAGCAAAUUAUGGUCUACCAAUAGAACUACUACUGAAAAAAAUUGAAUGAAAUUUGUGUGUUAUGUUAGUUUUUUUCUUUCUGUUGGUAAGUGUAAUUUAGAGUGUAACAUGUCAUAUACUCUAUUUUUGUUUAUGAAGAAAGCCUUGUACCUUGUAGGAGAAUCAAAGAAUCUCUUAAUGUAUGUGCAUUGUUGAUGUAAACUUAUAAUAAUGAUGAUAAUAAUAAGAUUUUCUCAAACAUGAGGGGAAAUAAAAUCUCUUGGGUAAUUCUCAUGUCA
Cicer arietinum (chickpea) is the source of this 2488-nucleotide messenger RNA. Its product is annotated as BTB/POZ domain-containing protein At1g67900. The record is from RefSeq and is a predicted model, not a curated record. NCBI's taxonomy places the organism in Eukaryota, Viridiplantae, Streptophyta, Magnoliopsida, Fabales, Fabaceae.